AUGAAAGGACUCAAGACAGACAUCAUGUUCAAAGCUUCCUCUCUGCUGCUGCUGACCGUCGUCCUAAAUGUUCAACUAUGCUCAUCAGCACCAAUACCUGCCAAAGUUGUUCACUCUCUUGUUGAGGCUGAUGAACCAGCUCCAGAGGAACUUGCACCAGUAAUUGAAAACCACAUUCACUUUAUAGAGGAGAAAGAAUCAGUUCAUGAUAAACUCAUUCCAGUUGUUGCAGAAGAAGCAACAUCUCCUGAGGAAUUACCCGCUGAAGAAGACAUUCCAGUUGUUGAAAUACAACCAGAACCAGUUUUCAUCGGAGAUCAGGUCUCUGAUGACACAGAUGAAGCUAUAUCUGAGGAAACAGCUAUUCAGGAGCCUUUGGCUGCAGCUCCACAAGAAUCUUCAGAGGUAGAAACUGUCCCUGUAGAAGCUGCCAUUGCAGAGGCAUCUCCAGAUCAAACUUCAGAAGAAGUUCCCCCAGCUGUUGCUGUAGAGAGUGAGUCUUCAGAACAGCACCAUGUGGAGGAUCCAGCUCCAGAAGUACCGAUCCCCAUUAUUCCUUUAGAAGCUUCAGAAGAUGAAGCUUCAGAGGAAAAUGCAGCAGAGGAAGCUGCUCCAGAAGAACCUUUACUUAUAGUCCCAGAUGACAAUACUGACGUAGAAGAACCUCUUCCAGUGACACCAGAAGAAGAGGAAAAUGCUGUCCUCGUCCCUGCAGAACUUGAGAUAGAGGAGGUAGGUCAAGAGGAACCUGCUCUAGAGGAAACAGCUCCAGAGGAGCAAGUAAAAGAAGAAGAAGCAGUUGCCCCAGUAGUCCUAGAAGAAAAUGCUGAAGUGGACCCUGCUGCAGAGGAAACACCAGAGGAGUCAGUCCCAGAAGAUCCAGUUGCCAUUGUUCCUUUGGACCCUGUUGAAGAGGAGCCAGAGCUGGAAGAACAAGUUAAAGAAGAUGCAAUCCCCAUAGUUUCCCCAGAAGCACCAAAUGAAGAGCCUCCAGAAGAAAAGGAAUCUGUUGUCCUGGUCCAUGCAGAACUUGACCCAGAAGAGGAAGGUCAAGUGGGAGUGGAUAUAGAAGAAACAGUACCAGAAGAGGAGGAUCAAGUGAGGGUGGCUAUAGAAGAAACAGUACCAGAAGAGGAGGAUCAAGUGAGGGUGGCUAUAGAAGAAAUGAUACCAGAAGAGGAAGGUCAAGUGGGAGUGGAUGUAGAAGAAACAGCACCAGAACCUGCUAUUAUUGUUCCUGUGGACCCCGCUGAACAGGAGCCGGAUCAAGAGGAACAAGUGGAAACAGUCCCUAUUAUUUCUUCAGGAACAAAAGAAGAGGAAGCUCCAGAGGAGCAAGCAAAAGAAGAAACAGUUGCCCCAGUAGUCCCACAAGAAAAUGCUGAAGUGGACCCUGCUACUAAUGAAGAACCUCUUCCAAGUCCAUUUGACGAAGAGGAAUCUGUUGCCCUUCUUCCUAUAGAGCCUGAAGUUCAAGUGGACCCUGCUGCAGAGGAAGAAGCACCACAAGAGUCAGCCCCAGAAGACCCAGUUGUCAUUGUUCCUUUGGACCCUGUUGAAGAGCAGCCAGAGCAGGAAGAACAAGUUAAAGAAGAAUCAAUCCCUAUAGUUUCCCCAGAAGCAACAGAUGACGAGCCUCUAGAAGAAUAUACAGAAGUAGAAGCUGCAGGGGUGCCUGUCCCAAUAGUCCCAGAAGAAAAUGCAGAAGAGGACCCCACUAACAAAGAACUUAUUCCUAUUACACCAGAAGAAGAGGAAUCGGUUGUCCUUGACCAUGCAGAACUUGAACCAGAAGAAGAAGGUCAAGAGGAAGCAGCUAUAACAGAAACAGCACUAGAAGAGCCUGUUGUUAUUGUUGUUGUGGAACCUACUAGUGAGGAACCAGCUCCAGAAGACCCCGUUGUUAUCAUUGUAGAAGAGGAUGCUCCAGAGGAUAACACAGAAGAAGAAGUUGUCCAAUCAGAUCCUCUACCAAAGGGAACAGUCACAAUUCCUCCCCCAGCUGUAACUGAUGCAGAACCCGAAAUCAUUCCGACUCCUGUGGAAGGUGGUAAUAGCACCAGCAGUGAAGAUUUCAAUGCUGCAAUUAAACUGAUAGAAGAAGAACCUGACACUGAAGUAAAGAUCAGCUGA
Molecule: messenger RNA, 2133 nt
Organism: Morone saxatilis (striped sea-bass)
Lineage: Eukaryota; Metazoa; Chordata; Actinopteri; Moronidae
Product: fibrous sheath CABYR-binding protein-like
Exons: 3
Coding region: 1-2133 (710 amino acids)
Source: RefSeq, a predicted model, not a curated record